Messenger RNA from Penicillium subrubescens, 552 nucleotides. RefSeq lists its product as uncharacterized. Gene Ontology annotation, molecular function: transmembrane transporter activity. The transcript is spliced from 4 exons. The coding region runs from base 1 to 552 and encodes 183 amino acids. Gene Ontology annotation, cellular component: membrane. The record is from RefSeq and is a predicted model, not a curated record. Lineage: Eukaryota; Fungi; Ascomycota; Eurotiomycetes; Eurotiales; Aspergillaceae.
AUGGACAGUAUUGGCCAGGCAAAGCCCAAUGCUGAACAAGAAGAGGUAGUGAAGCCGGGGCGGUUGCAUCAACUUCCUCUUCCAGCAGAGCUAGAAUCCCUGGAGAGUCACGAUCUCGAGAAACUUGAGAAGGGUCUAGUACGCAGGUUGGAUAGCUGUUUACUUCCAGCUGUAGUUAUUCUUUUCUUGAUGAAUAUUCUCAACCGGAAUAAUGUCGCAAAUGCAAAGAUCGCUGGCCUACCCAAGACGUCGGGAAUAACGAAUACCCAGUACAAUACUUGUUUUAUGAUUUUCUAUGUUGGCUAUAUUAUCACUCAGCUUCCAUCCAAUCUGGUGAUCACUAAAGUGAAGCCUUCGGUCUACAUUGGUGUCGUCACAGCGGCAUGGGGUAUUGUCUCCAUGUGUCAGGCCUUCACGCACAAUUUCGCGGGGCUGUUCGUCUCCUCUUUAUACUUGGAAUGGCUUUUUAUCAUUGAGGGGUCAAUGACUGUUGUCAUUGCACUUCUUGUGAUCCCUUUUAUCCCAGACUACUUCCCCCUCGAUUCCAUAUGA